UCCUCUUAUUCGAACGGCUUUUGUGGCUGUGGGCUUUUGAACGCUCUGGUUUGCUGCUAUCUGCUUCUUGCUUGUGCGAUAUGGUCUUGUGCGUUGAGGCAGGGAUGGGCAGAGUCGUGGACUCUUGCUUGCGCUUGGUUGUGCUCGCUUUGGUUGUUAUGACUGUGCUUGCGGCUGGUAUGUCGUUUUUGUCUACAUGGACUAUAGCUACACCUCUUCACUUCAAUCUGGGGAUUGGCAUUGUUGCCGUCCUUGAUUUCUAGGAUGGUGUAUUUUUCUCUUACUCGUUUCUGAAAACUUACUCCCAGAAGCAACCUUUUCUCUACACGAUUUUCUUCCUCCCCACGGAGACUCGAAUUAACCUCCUCUGCUCAUGCUAAACCAAGAGCAUUAUUUUUCUUCGUCACUGUUACAAUUGAUUACCAUAUCUGCUCUACAACCUGCAAAAACAAUCCUCAUAUUCACUACCUCCUACGGGUUCAUAUUUCUUUGUUACUUCUAUUUCAAUCUCUACAUUUUCCUAGUUCAUUGUCCUGAUCCACACCAACCACAGAGCCAUCCGAUGUCCAGCAAACUACUACCCCAACCUCGUCAACUGCAAAGGCAUCUGUUGCCGCCGCAACUUCAGCUUCGUCGACUCAAGCCGUCUCUACUGUAGUACCAUCAUGCCCCGCCUCAGAUGGUGUCGUUUACCAAAUAAACACUGGCUCUACAUUCCUCAUUGAAUGUGGAAUAGAUCACUACGGUGGUGACUUGGAACUCAGCUACCCUGGAAGCUUCGGCGCUUGUAUCGCAGCAUGCGAUAACAACCCUCAAUGCGUUGAUGUUGCCUACACCGACGGACCUUGCUAUCUGAAAUCUGCCCUUGGAGGCGAGAACACCAAUGCUGCCGUAUGGGGAGCCAAGCUUAUUGCUAGGGGCACUCCAGUGUCUUCAUCAUCCGUAGCGUCAGGUUCAAGCUCUAUCGGCUCAGUGACAAGCUCCAUCGCUACAAGUAGCACCAGCCCAGUCGCGGCAAUCCCUACAGGCUGGACCUACCAAGGAUGCUACAUUGACAACGCCAACGGGCGCAUCAUGAUGUACGCGCAGCCCGACGACAGCAAAAACACAGCAGAGAC
Molecule: messenger RNA, 1118 nt
Organism: Aplosporella prunicola CBS 121167
Lineage: Eukaryota; Fungi; Ascomycota; Dothideomycetes; Botryosphaeriales; Aplosporellaceae
Exons: 2
Coding region: 374-658 (94 amino acids)
Source: RefSeq, a predicted model, not a curated record